This is a messenger RNA of Mizuhopecten yessoensis (Yesso scallop), 1033 nucleotides long. RefSeq lists its product as uncharacterized. The transcript has 2 exons. The record is from RefSeq and is a predicted model, not a curated record. The coding region runs from base 43 to 615 and encodes 190 amino acids. Lineage: Eukaryota; Metazoa; Mollusca; Bivalvia; Pectinida; Pectinidae.
UCGACAUGAGUUACCGCCCGUUGAGGAAACGAAUGUAAACAAAUGGCGGCUGUUCGUGAUUUGAGCGGCCGCUUCAAGAGGCUCGCGUCAAAAAUACGCCCUGUCAAGAAAUGGCAAGUACUUAUAGAUCAUGAUUAUAGCGGUGGACAUUUCUGCAAAGGAGAGGGAAGUUGUGAAAAUGACGACUGUCAUUUGUUUAACAAUAUAAAGCUAGGUAAGCAUCCAGAACUUUCUGGGUGGAAAGAUGGCCGGAGGAUUGUUGAAUUUGACGUUUUACUGUCCAAUUUAAGUUCAUGUAAAUCGUGCAGAUUAGGGCCAAUUCCUUUAACAUCUCUAAAUAUUGUUGGAGAAUUGAGGAAAGGAUUGAGUGGAUACUUGUAUGUUAAGUGCCAAAAUCCAGAUUGCGGUGCGGUAAACAAAGCCCCUUACGGUAAAACGCACCACAUCAAGUCCACACAAAGCUUAAGCGUGGGACAUGUUUGUAAGUAUAUUUUACACUAUUUAGAUAUUGCAAAGCAGGAAUCUCUGGAAGCUCAGAAAAGCAUGGGUGAGAGUAUUUGUGUUCUUGGUGUAACUCCAUUGCCAGAUGCAUCACCAUCGGUACGGUACUUAUAAUUUCUCAUGUAGGCUCCAUUUGAAAUAAUUAAGCAUUGACCUGUGCUAUAUAUAACAGUUUGAUAAUAUUUAAACAUUUAGUUACACCAUCCUAACCGUAUUAUUUAUGCUCGUGUUAAUUGCUCCAUGUGAAAUAUUUAAGCAUUGACCUGUGUUGAUAUGGCAUUAAUGAUCGAUAUAAAUGACAUAACUUUGCAGGCAAACACCAUAAUGCAGGCUAUCAUAUGUGGCAUUUAGUUCAGAUAAAUGUAUGCAUCGUGUGUGAUAGUUCAAUGAAUAGAACAGCCACUUCCAUGUUCAAUGAAUAGAACAGCCACUUCCAUGGAAAAGUCUGCAGUGUUCAAUGGUACAAUUAUGACGUCAUGAUAAUAAUGAUGACGUCAGCAUGUUGGCCAUGACAUUUACAGUCGAUUGAAUG